AGAGAAACUACUCCUACUACUAUUCUGUUCCCCCUCGCCCCAUCUCACGUACGCGACUGGGCUUGUAUACCUUACCUUACAGAUUCUGAUCGGUGACAAAAUACCGACGUUUGUUUCAUCAUAUCUACCGACCGCAGCAAGCCCUCGACGACCCGCGCGACCGUAUACGUUGUCUUUGUCGAUGCGCUACACCUGCUGCUCGGCACGCGAGUGAUUGAUCGGGUUUGGGACGUCUUCGGACUUGCGCGCGACAAGAGAAGAAGGGAGAAGGGAAGAGAGGAAGAGAGGAAGAGAGAAAGAGAGCGAGAAAGAAAGAUGCAUGGUAUCAGAACAGUACUCGUGGCAGCGGCCACCUGGAAUCUCGCGACGGCACAUACGGUCAUCACAUAUCCGGGAUGGCGAGGGAACAACCUCCACACCACAGGCGCAUUGCCCGAGACGAAUCCCGACUCGAUUGGGAUAGACUACAACAACAGCACGGGCGAGGUGGAAUUUCCGUAUGGCAUGCAGUGGAUGUAUCCAUGCGGUGGACUUCCCCAAGCCGAAAACCGAACCAAAUGGCCCGUCGGAGGAGGAGCAUUAUCCGUGCAACCCGGCUGGUUUCCCGGGCAUAAAAAAGCUCUCUUCUAUGUGAAUAUUGGCAUUAUCGAAUCUGGCAUGCAAGCUCCUCCGAAUUACUCGCAUCCUGUCGUGGGUCCGCUGGAGGUGACGGGUCCGAAUAAUACGCAAUAUCCGGGUCAAUUCUGCUAUCCUCAGGUGCGAAUGCCUGCCAAUGUUACGCUUGCUGUGGGUCAGAAUAUUACGAUUCAAGUUAUUGAAAUCGCGCAGCAUGGGGCGGCAUUAUACAGUUGCGUAGAUGUCACACUCGUAGAGCCCAAAGACAUGCCUCGAGAGAUGGAGGUCACGCCUCAGAAUUGUUACAACAGCUCCGAUCUGGGCUUCAAUCGCUACUUUACCACCGCUGCAUUGACGGCCGGCGCUUCGACGACGAUGACGACCUCUUCGAUAUCCUCUACACUUCUGGUCCUCGUCGCUGUGGUGUGGACGGGAAUGUACACGGCCUUUUUAUAGAACACUCGAUCGAGCUGGCUUUUUACGACGACAACGACUCUCUCUUUGAAAGACUUGUUCUUCAUCCUCCUUCUUUUACUCUUCUUCUUCUUGUGCAUACUAUUGGUCCUACUACUACUACUACUACUAUUACCACCUCCUCUACCACCAAAGAACAGAGAUCAGAUCUUGUUGUUGUUUGGCCUGCCCGAAAAAAAGAAAAAGAAAUGUGAUAUCCCAGCGGGAAAGGCCAAGCAGAAGCAGGUGGUUUCUUUUUUCUUUUGGCAAAUUUGUUGCAUACUCUCGAUAUUAAAAUGCAGACAGACAGCGUCUCACAGUCGCGAAGAAUAUAUCACAUC
Molecule: messenger RNA, 1409 nt
Organism: Sphaerulina musiva SO2202
Lineage: Eukaryota; Fungi; Ascomycota; Dothideomycetes; Mycosphaerellales; Mycosphaerellaceae
Exons: 3
Coding region: 316-1071 (251 amino acids)
Source: RefSeq, a predicted model, not a curated record